Zootermopsis nevadensis is the source of this 6857-nucleotide messenger RNA. Its product is annotated as two pore channel protein 1. Lineage: Eukaryota; Metazoa; Arthropoda; Insecta; Blattodea; Termopsidae. Gene Ontology annotation, cellular component: endosome membrane; lysosomal membrane. The record is from RefSeq and is a predicted model, not a curated record. Gene Ontology annotation, molecular function: monoatomic ion channel activity; voltage-gated channel activity. Gene Ontology annotation, biological process: monoatomic ion transport; transmembrane transport.
UCAGUUGUAACAAGCAGCAUUUUAAAUAUACUUCUCAGAAGCCUUUAAGCAUUACAUAACAUAUUUAUGAUGUUGGUAACGAAGUGACAUUACAAAUGGCUUCUGCUAGAGGAGCUAAUUCUGUAGCUGACGGUUAUACAAGAUUUAAUGAUGACGCUGAUAAUAUUGAAGGUUCAUACCAGUCUAACAACAUCAAACAUGAGGUUUCUCAAACCGCAGAUGAUUUUCCCAAUGAGAUAGGGAGCACGUCUAGCUUAAAUCGCGAUAUAUCAACUGAAAAUUCUGUCGAAUUGAGUGCACCAGGAGACACACACAUUGAUGCUGAUCAACACUGGGAAAUGAAUUAUCAUGAAGCAGCAAUAUUUCUUGAGGAAGGAGAAAACAAUGAAAAGUUUGAUUCACACCCACACAACUCUGAAGCAUUGCCUGCAUAUUUGUUGGUCCAUAACCAGUGGUAUUAUGGGCUUGAUUUGGCAACAUCGUUAAUAUUGCUCGCCCUUGCAUUCGUCGAAGAACCAGCACUUCCCCUAUUUAAACUUCCAGUUGGAGUACAUGGCAGCAUCGAGCUACUGGCUCUUUCAAUCAUUGGAGUGGAGCUAACUUUGAAACUGCGUUGGAUUGGUUGGAAAACAAUUUUGAAACAUAAACGAACUAUGAUUAAGUGCAUAACACUUGGCAUUAUGUUUGUGGAGGCUGUGACAGUGUUGGUACGGCAGUCAUCGCAUUUCCGCGUGACACGCGCUCUUCGUCCCAUAUUUUUGGUGGACACACGUCACUGCGGAGGCGUAAGACGUUUCAUACGACAAAUUUUCCAGUCUUUGCCGCCAAUUUUUGACAUGAUGGGAUUACUUCUAUUUUUCGUCACAAUCUACGCUGUUCUGGGUUAUUUCCUUUUCUCGGAUGAUCCCAGAGACCAGCACUUUACGACGCUACACGACAGUUUUGUCAGCAUGUUUGUUCUGCUCACAACAGCAAAUUUUCCUGAUGUUAUGAUGCCAUCGUAUGCAAGAUCCAAGUGGUUUUCCAUAUUCUUUGUUUCCUACCUCUGCACAGUGCUGUAUGUCCUCAUGAACUUGAUGCUAGCUGUAGUAUAUGAAACAUUUACAAGAAUUGAACGUGAUAAAUUCCGGAAACUUUUACUCCAUAAACGCAAGGCAUGUCAACAUGCUUUUAAAUUAUUGGUAUCUAAACAAAACCCAAGCAGAAUGCGUUUUAAGCAAUUUGAGGGUCUGAUGAGGUAUUAUGCACCUAAGAAAUCACCUCGUGAUGUGGUAUUGAUGUUCAAAGAGCUAAAUACUUCAGGCAGUGGCUCGCUCUCGUUAGAGGAGUUUUACUCUGUGUAUGAUGCCGCAAUGCUCAAGUGGGAAGCUCAGUUCUCACAGAUUCCUUGGUUUCACACCACAUGGGCCCCCCUGCAGACUUUCUGCCAGUUCACACAUGAUUUUGUUACCUGGAAAUAUUUUGAGUACAUUAUCUAUGGACUGAUCCUAUCAAAUGGCUUGACCAUGAUUUUUCGAAUUCUUGAAUUUAAUGAUGACUUGCAAGAAUCAGCAGUAGCGUUUAGUGCAUCGUGGGAUACAAUCCUCUUUGUUGGCUUGUUUGUUGUUGAAGCGGUCCUGAAAAUUCUUGGUCUUGGCGUUGGUCACUACUUCGGGUCUGGAUGGAACAUAUACGACUUUUCCGUGACACUGCUCUCUGCAGUUGGAGUGAUUAUUCUUUCCUUUAUACCGUCAUUUGUGUAUGUUGUGGUAUUCCGCCCUCUUCGACUACUGCGGCUAUUCAAGCUGAAGAAACGUUACAGGGACGUGUUUGGGACUCUAGUUCUUCUGACACCGCUUAUGUGUUCCACUGCAGUCGUCAUGCUUGUUCUGUACUACUUUUUUGCCAUCAUUGGCAUGGAGCUGUUUGCGGGCUAUGACAUGCGGAACUGUUGCGUGAACUCAACAGUGGAAGACUUUUACAAGUACAGCGCGAAUGGAAGUACGGCUCUUGGCUACUACUACCUGAACACUUUUGACAAUCUGUUGACUGGCGGCAUAACAUUAUUUGAGUUGACGAUUGUCAACAAUUGGUUCAUACUCAUGAACAGCUAUGCGUUAGUGGUGUCGUCUUGGAGUAGAGCAUAUUUUAUGCUCUUUUAUCUCUUUACUAUGAUUGUUUUAACAAUAGUGGUAGCAUCCGUACUUGAAGCAUUCCGAUUCCGGAUUCAGUACAAAAGACAGACAAGCAAACGUGAAGAGGAACAGAUGCUGCACGAGGAAGUGGAUCUCAAGUGGGAAGAAAUGCAAGUGUGGGUACAAGAUUUCCAGCUCCUGGAAAAAUUGAGAGCCAAUCUUGUUGUUGGGGGGACAGCGACCUUCAUUGGGUGCAGGCCGAGGAACCGUGAGGUGUUGCAAAGACGGAUGUAUAGAGCAGAGAUAGAGGAGUGGAUGAAAGAAGCUGAUCUAACCGACAAACAGGAACAUGGUAACGGAGGAAGGAGAGACAGUGAGGAUGAUCAUCUCAUCACCAGCCCUGAGCAGAUCAUUCUUAGGAGUGCUCUGACAGGCGAGGGAGAUUCAUAUCAGCGCACAGUAACUAUAAAUUGAUAAGUGUAAGAAUUUUAAAUAGGUCAUUUUAUGAAUGAUGCUGGAUAUGAAACAAUCCGAAGUAAGUCCUAAUAGCAUUUUUAUUUAAAUACGAAGGUUUUGGGAUUAUUUAGAGAGAAAUAUGAGGUACAAGGUUUUGUCAAAACUGCUACAUACACUAUAAGUCUCUGACGGAAGUUUUUACGUUGAUCCGAGUUAAGAUCUUACAUGCUUGCAGUUUACUUUAAUUCACGCUGCAGCAUGAUAAGGACCUGUGAAUGUUUUUAGCAUGCUGAUUUAGCCCUUAAUUUUUGAGGGGGAGCAAUAAUGAAUUCAGUUCUGAAAUCAGAACAGAUUUAAGACCACCCUUUUCUUGUGAGGGGGAACAAUAUUUAUAGUUCACAGCUUUCCUCAUGAAACUAAUGUUCUUGAAGAUAGUGUUGAUGUGAUUGCAUGAGAAAUUGCAGUCUAAAAGAAUUUUUAAUAAUUUUUGUGAUUGGAAUUUCCUUUGAUAUUGUGAUUUUUAAAUUUACAAAGACAUAUUCUAUAGGUUUUAUCAGUGAUGUAAUAUACAUGCCAUGAUCCAGUACUGUAGUGUGUAUACCUGUCAUAAAAAGACUGGUUCAGUUACACGGGGAGUUAUUAAUCAUUACAGUAAACUCCUGAUUAUCUGGUUUUACAGAUUAUCCGUGUAUGAUUCUGUGAAUGCCUUUUUCUUUGGGAGGGUCUACAGAAGAUGUGGUCGAACAAUGCCUUUCUUUUUUUCUUUGGGUACUUAAUGUUCAAUAUCUUUCGUUGGGAGUUGGAAAGUUUUUUCUAGUGGUCAUGGUGUGGAGAGAGGAGAUGUCACAAGUGUGCUUGGUUUCUUUUUCACACAUUAGGGUCUUGCAGUGAAUUUCAUUGUUUUGUUCUGUAUAUCAGAUAGGUUAAAAUUAGUAUUUAACACCUGUGGAUCUUAUAUUCGAUGCCUGAAAAUCGUAACAAAGUCGUACUGAAAGGAAAACAAAGGAUAGAGUUACUUGAAAAAUUUAAGAAUGUUGAAUUGUUGGCAGAAAGAUUAUGGGGUGAUGAUUGAGAGAUAUAUUCACUACUUCAGAACUCAUCAACAUAACAACUUUAUGGAAAGAUAUUAUGGUGUUGGAUGCUAUAUACUGCUUAUCUCAUGCAUGGUCUUCCAUGAAUUCAGUAACACUGGUUCCAUUGUGAAGGAAACUUGUUCCAGAUCUAGAAUAAGAUUAUUUGCAAGAUUUUCCUAAUGACAGAAUCAGAAAAUCUUAAAUUCUUGACGUGGUAUGUGCUACGAGAAGUUUUGAGAACGUGGGCGAAGAUAAAAUUGUAUAAUGGCUGCAGAGUGAUGCGUGUGAAAUGGGCUUCUGGCACAUGACGGACAGACAUUGUCAAUGUUGUUGCGAAACAGAAGGCAGAAUGAAGUUCCUACUGCUGUGAGUAGGAGACCAAUAAUUUACAAAAACAUGCAGUCAUUUCAGACUGUUUCAACAUAAACGUCAGUUAUGUAAAAGAAAAAGAGUAAUUUCUAAAUUUCUGUGAAUACUUCUUUGAAGGUGCUACAACCCUGUAUGGUUCUCAACCUGCACCGUGAUCCCAAUAGGUUCCUGUCCAGCACCUUUUUUUCCAUCCUUGUACCCUAAGGAUUCCGAGAUCUUUCUCUACACCAAUCAUCUGCCUUAAACUGGGUCACCUAGCCUUCCUUGUGCCUUUGGGCUUGGAAAAGGUUAGUUUCCUACAUGGAGAUACUUUGUUUUCUCUGGUUAGGUGUCCAAGCCACCUGAGCCUGUCCAAUUUGACAGUCUUCACUAUUUCAGGGGCUUUAUAUGUCAUACAGCUGUCAGUUGUACUUAAUUCGCUUAAUUCCUUCCUUUUCUCUUGUUGGCCCAUAAAUUCACCUUGAUACUGUCCUCUCAAAGAUUCUCAAUUUUUGCUCAUCCCACAUUCUGGGCCUUAGUUUGGCAGUUACACCAAAUGGUCUGAGUCCACAUUCGCUCCUCUGUAACUUCGCACGUCAAGCAAAUUUGAUUUGUGCCUUGCAUUGAUUACUAUAUGAUCAAUUUGAUUCAUAUUACUCCCAUCUGGUGGCUUCCAUGUUAUUUUAUGUAUUCUCUUGUGUGGAAAUUGUGUGCUUCCAAUAACAGUCAUGUCUAGGGAUUCUGCAUAAUUUAUGAGCCUCAAUCCAUUUUAACUGAUCUCGUGUAGAUUGUGCGUUCCAAUUACUGUUGCAGUUCCAUGUUCUUCCUUCUCUAUCCUUGCAUUGAUGUCUCUGAGGAGUAAUUUGACAUCACUAGCAGGGCAGCUUUCGUAAGCUCUUUCCAGGUGGUCAUAUAAUCCUUUUCACCCUCAAUUCUUUCUUUGGUUGGUGCAUGUGCACAUAUGAGGCUGUAGUUGUAGAAUUUUCCUUUUAUUAUUACCACACAUAUUCUUUCGUCAAUAGGUCGAAAAUCAGUUACCAUGUGCCUUACUCUCUUAUUUACUAUAAACCCUAUUCCAAAUUGGUGUAGCUUUUUGUGGUAACUAUAAUAUAUGUUUUAUUCUCCAUUAUAUUCUGUCCUAUCCACCUCGUCUUCUGUAGUGACCCCACUCAUAUGUCCAUUGUCUUGCUGAGACGUCAUAGUUGGUUUCAUCCAGCUUGAUUUUGUAACAGUAGUUUUUUGGGGGGUGGGGUCAUUCGCCCCACACCAACCCUCAACCUGAAGGACCAUGGUAUCACUCUUAGUCUGGCUUGGGUGGCCCUACCAGGAGCUUAAGCUCCCGUCGGCAUGACUCUCAGGGUCAUUUGAGCACUCUUUACUGGGCAAAAAUAAAUUUGCCUUCGACAAGGUGUUAGUACCUUCGGGAGGUCUAUGAAUACACGAAACAAAAUAUUUUGGAUCAUUCGUGUUUAUAAAAUAUUCAUACAUCUCCCCUUCAUUAGCCCAAAUAAUCUUGAGUUUACUGUAUGUAUUUUUAUAUAAUGGAAAGUUGUUCUAGAUUUGUCAUCUUGUUUGUUUCUAAAGUUACAUUUAAUAAUGAGGACGUUCCAAAACUAAAAACUUCAAUGAAUGUCAAGAUUAGGUGGCAAUUACACUACAAUACAUCAUUAAUCGCUCAGAAGAGUGACUUCAGCAUUUAUGGAACUGAUUUUGAUGUGCGAUUUUACAAAAAAUGAAAUUUUACCAUUCCAUAGUCAAUCCAGCGCUUUCAAAAUCUUUUGAUCUGGCUGCUAUCGGAUGCUUGUGCAAGUCUGACUUCUAUAAAAUUCUACUGAUAUCCUAUCAUAUAGCAUUUAAACAUGAGAAAGUGUUACGAAUAAUCCCAAAACCUCAGAAUCCAACGUAGCUGGUGGAAGAAAUUACAAUCAUAAUGGCAUAACUGUGGCAUUUUACUGGUAACAAAAGAUAAAUGGUUUAAUCUCAUAAUAGGAAACUGUUUUAACUUAUAUAAACGUAACGAAAUCCCAGAAUAGUGUUGGUAAUACUGAUAUUUUUUGUUAUAAAUUAAGUGUUAUUAACAGUAAGACGCUUAUAUUUUACCGUGCUUGCCGUAUAUUAAGAAUUCAGUCUUCAGAAUUUAUCCUAUGAUAUUAAUCCAAUUAUUUUUAUUGUAGCCUUGGGGUAAGGCACUGGACUGUUAUUCAUAUAGUUUUGGUUCAAUCCCAGGUCAGAUAUGUGUGUGGAUUUUUCUACUCUCAUACUGAAACCUUCACUUUUCUUAAAUCAAAAACCUUGGGUAACUGAAGAAUACCAGGCUGAAAUCAUGGUUUAGAGCCCACAUUAAACUCUGGGUCUGCUCUGCUGACUGUCAUCUUCAUAGUUUCCUUUUAACUUGGGUAACAGAAUCUCCGACCACAGAAAUGAAUUCUGGAUCUGCCUAAGCUUAGCAGAAGCCUUCAAAGAUUACAGACUGUGCAUAAUUUAUGUUAAUUUUAUCUAUAAUAUACUUGUUCUUGCUAGACCAAAGAUUAUGAUAUUACACGGCUUUAAUUUAACAAGGUGUCUUUAAAACCCAUGGUGAAAGAAUAAAUAACCAAGCAAAAAGCUAUUUUAAAGGGAUAAUAUAUUAAUUUAUAGAUCUUAUUUUUAUUAGUUUUUAGAAUAUGUUAUUAAUAUUGAUAAUUUAUAUUUUAUUGUUAUUUAUAAACAUAUUAGCUAAUGGAAAAGACAUCACACCAUUUUACUAUGAUUGUCUUUCAGUAGUCAUGAGAUGCGUACAGUACAUAUUAUUAUGUAUGGGCAGGAUACUUUAUUAAUACUUCUUAGCUUUGCCUAGUGAAGAGGCUACUCACAACAGAUCUGAAUU